AUGGCCAAAAAACCUACUAAAGUCGAUAAAGAAGCCAAGAAGGCCCGCAUGGCCGAAAAGAAUGCUAAAAAUGCUGCUAAGUCCGAUAAAAAGGACAAAAAAUUGGCUAAAAAAAAUGCCGGAUCCGACGACGAAGAUGAUAUGGAUAUCGAUGAGAUUCUCGAAAACUAUAAAAAGGAACAGGAAGCUUUUCAAGCUGUGACUAUUACUGCCGUUGAAAAUGGACCCUCAAAACGUAUUAAUGCAACUAUGGUAGCAUCCCCUGUUCAAGGAAAGCACGAAUUGUUCUUGUUUGGUGGUGAAACGACAGAAACCAAGCAAGUUCGUACCGGCAAUCGCCGUUUUGGUACAAGUAGCGUUAUGACAGAAACGCUUGCUGUAUUUUACAACGAUUUGUAUCAUUACUCAGUUGAUACUGAUCAAUGGCGUCUUAUUACAUCGCCCAAUUCUCCAUUGCCACGAUCUGGCCAUUCCAUGUGUGCACACCCUUCAGGUGUUAUUCUUGUUUUUGGUGGUGAAUUUUCUUCACCUAAACAAACCACUUUUUACCACUACGGCGACACUUGGGUUUUAGAUGCUGAAGCUAAAGAGUGGACAAAGGUUGAAGCCAAGAAGGGACCUUCUGGUCGUUCGGGCCACCGUAUGACUGUGUGGAAGAAUUACAUUUUGAUGCAUGGAGGUUUCCGAGACUUGGGCACCAAGUCUAUGUAUCUUAAUGACUUGUGGGCGUUUGAUGUGACCUCGUAUAAAUGGCAUCAAGUGGAGUUUCCUGUGACCCAUUUGCUUCCUGAUGCUCGCAGUGGUCACAGCUUUUUGCCGCACCCUGAGGGUGCUGUUGUUUGGGGAGGUUACAGUAAGGUCAAGGCCCCCCGUAAUACCCAAAAGGGUAAGGUUCAUACUGACACAUGGCUUCUUAAGAUGAAACCCGAUCUUGUUGGUGUUCGCUGGGAAAAACGCAAGAAAGCUCCCUAUGCUCCAAGUCAGCGUGUUGGAUGCUCCAUGACCCACCAUCGUGGUCGUGGAAUUUUGUUUGGUGGUGUUUUUGAUCAUGAAGAUGAUGAUGAUCGCUUGUCCAGUACUUUUUACAAUGACUUGUAUGCAUACCAGACUGAGAUGAAUAAGUGGUUUACCCUGAAGCUUCGUUCCCCACGCAAGCGUGCAGCUCAAAACCAAGCUCAAAACCGAAGUGGUCGUCGUGAAAACCGUGACACUGAUUUGGAAAACACUCUUUCUGAAAUUUUGGAGGGUAAACUUGAUUUGAAAGAUAGCGACGAAGAGAAGCCAGAAGCCAUCAAGGAAGAAGAGGAAGAGGUAAUUAUUAAAAAAGAAUACCCUGUUGUUAACACUCUUCCCCAUCCUAGAUACAAUGUUACUUCUGCAGUUGUUGGUGAUUUGCUUUUCUUGUUUGGAGGUGGCUACGAGUAUAAGGAAAAGGAAUAUCAUUUGGAUUCGAUGUAUUCCAUCGAUUUAGGCAAGUUGGAUGGCUGCAAAGUUUAUUGGGAGGAUCUUACUGAGCUGGAGAACAUGGAAGAGGAAGAGGAAGAGGAAGAAGAUGAAGAUGAGGACCUUGAGGAUGAUGAGGGCGAUGAUUGGGAAGAUGACGAGGACGAAAUUAUGAAUGAUGGAGAUGACUUUGAAGAAGAGGAAGACAAGGAGGAGGAAGAGGAAGAGGAGGAAUCUGAAGAGAUUCCUGAUGACCGCCCAUGGCUGCCGCAUCCCAAGCCAUUUGAAUCCUUGAGAGACUUUUAUGCUCGCACAAGUGAUGAACUUCUUAAAUGGGCCAUGUCUCAGGACCGCGAAGCACGUGGCAAAGAUCUUAAACGUGUCGCAUUUGAACUUGCCGACGACAGAUGGUGGGAACGUCGUGAGGUGCUUCGUGUACAAGAAGAUAAGAUGGAGGAACUUGGAGGUAUUGGUGAUGUCAUUGAAAAGGAUGCUUCCAAGCCUAAAGGUCGACGUUAG
Molecule: messenger RNA, 1962 nt
Organism: Magnusiomyces paraingens
Lineage: Eukaryota; Fungi; Ascomycota; Dipodascomycetes; Dipodascales; Dipodascaceae
Exons: 1
Coding region: 1-1962 (653 amino acids)
Molecular function (GO): protein binding
Source: RefSeq, a predicted model, not a curated record